Suillus paluster is the source of this 1686-nucleotide messenger RNA. RefSeq lists its product as uncharacterized. NCBI's taxonomy places the organism in Eukaryota, Fungi, Basidiomycota, Agaricomycetes, Boletales, Suillaceae. The transcript has 2 exons. The annotation marks the transcript as partial. The record is from RefSeq and is a predicted model, not a curated record.
AUGACAGACGCCAGUGGUAGACACCUUACCACAUCACGCAUCAACCGUUUGCUGAGACCUUUGCGCAACAAGUGCUUGAGUUUGAGCAAGUUCUUAACCACCACUCGACAUAGUGCCUCUCGCAGCGCGUCCUUGUCGCAUAGUCAAGACUGGCCGCUCGAAUCUCCUGCACCACUUGCUCUCCUUCGGCAACCGCCCUCUGCCACUAGAGGGAGCUUGCAUUUCGACAGAGGUUUUGCAGAAGACCUGGAGCUUUCUCGCUUGAUAUACGCACUAUGCGAUGCAUUUCGAUGUCUCCUCCAGGUCACGCACGGGACGGUGCCAGGGGAGCCAAUCCCCAGCUUGGCAGCUAUGUGUUGUUUCGUAGUCGGAGAAAACGUUCCGCUCAGUGGCGUCGGCAGGCGUGACGGCCAAGAGGAAGUUGUAGAUGAAGAUGAGCUGAUGAAAACCGUGGAUGGCAUCUACGACGCAAUUCCAACCUAUUAUCGAAGACACUCGAUUGCGUCUCAUGCGCUUUUCCUUGUGUUGGAAAUUUGUCCACACCACCACACGCUUGCCAGCACUCUUCUAGACAUCUGCUUGUCUUUUGGUCUAGUCCACGAAUCCCGUCGUUUGCUCGCUGUAAUCCUUGAAAAUGCAUUCCUGUCCACGACAUCUCCUCCUCCAAUCACACACCCAGGCCAUGUCUCCUACCUAGCUGAUCUUCUCGCUAAAUGGAUAUCCGGAAACAGCAACAUAAUCCCCUCCAGCACAUUUCCACUGUUUUCGGUCUCAACGUUUUCGCGGGCGGUUAUUGAUGUCCUAGCUCGUUCAGACGUCUCUUUAUGGGCAAGCAAAGCGGUCUCUAGGUUCGCUCGCAGUGUCGAGGUGCUCGACAUCGACUCGUUUCUUACCCUCCUGGAUUCUUUGGUUGAAACCAUACAUAAUUAUCAUACUGCGUGUCAGUCUGGAAAAGGGAAGGAGAAGGAAAGCCCAAAUAUUGUGGUUAUCCGCGACUGCUUGCAUGAUUGGAUGAACAGGCUGUUCGCAGUCACUGCUAGUGCCUCUGCAGCACUCACAGAUCGAUCCUGCUGUCCCGAAAUGGACUCCGUCGUUAUGUUACUCGAUCGAUGUCGACGCUACGGAAUGCAUACCUUGAGGCUGGACUCUUCCCCUCAACUUUCUCAAGCUGAACUUCCUGACACGAUCACGAUCCUCGCCACACACCUUCACGUUAUAUAUUCACUGGCGGAUUAUGAUUCAUAUCUCUUGCAUCUGCUUCGUGAGGUUUCACCUAUUCCUACAACGUUUACUCCUCUCGUUGAGCAUAUGUAUCGGAGUUCCGCACAAGAUUUUAUAACGUCGCUACAACAAUCCUCGUCGGCUUUGCGGAUUCACGAUUUACUCCAGCUGGAUGCCUCCCUGUGGGCUUGUGCCCUCCGUGUCUUCGAGAGCACCCCGAAAGGCACCUCCAAAGAGAUGCAGAGAGUCAAGCUUCUCCUGAUUGAUGCCGUAGACGAGGCUGAGCGGCGGUUAUUUGGAGCUGGUCCAUCCGACAGCAGCCCAGCUGUUCGUCUACCAGGACAGAGCAAGAGAUCCCGCCACACGCACCAUCGUAGACCGAGUGGAGAAUGGGAGUGGGAGGAAAUGGUUGGCUGCUGGAUCCGGAAGACGCCUGCUCAUGUUCAAAAAAAGCGAAAGAGUGUC